This is a messenger RNA of Engraulis encrasicolus (European anchovy), 2503 nucleotides long. RefSeq names its product polypyrimidine tract binding protein 3 (gene ptbp3). The record is from RefSeq and is a predicted model, not a curated record. The transcript is spliced from 16 exons. Gene Ontology annotation, cellular component: nucleus. Gene Ontology annotation, biological process: mRNA processing; regulation of RNA splicing. Gene Ontology annotation, molecular function: mRNA binding. Lineage: Eukaryota; Metazoa; Chordata; Actinopteri; Clupeiformes; Engraulidae. Bases 205 to 1986 code for a protein of 593 amino acids.
GUCAGCAUCCCGGGUGGACAUAAGCUACAGGCGCUAAUGUCGCCUGAUUAGACUAUUGUUCUUUCUUUGCGCCUGUGAACACGUGGUUGGACGCAUCCAGUUGCCGAUGCAUAUCUCCCAGUCAUUCUACGUUUUGCUAUUCUUCAAAAGGUGUGUCUCUCGCUCUCUGUAUUGAGAGUGCACGGCCAUUUUGUCUGUACAUGUAUGCCUGUGUCGCUGCCUACUGUGCUUUCACGUCAGGAGGAUCAGGAAGUGAACUGUGUGUGUGAGAGAGAGUGUGUGUGUGCCUGCCUUUGUGCCUGCGAGAGUGAAAUUGUGCUGGAGACGAGUGCCCCUCUUCUAAAAGCCCAACAUCAUCUCUUCAUUUUCCUCCCGAAUCAACAUUGUCGUUUUAUUACCUCGCCACCGUUUCCCUCUGUGCAAUGGAUGGCUAAUGGCGAUAGUGACAGCAGGUAUUUCAAAGGAGUGUGUUCCCCUGUCUCCUGUCUCCCUGUAUCCAGAGUGCUCCACGUGCGGAAGGUUCCAGUGGAGGUGUCCGAACCCGAGCUCAUCUCCAUAGCAACGCCUUUCGGAAGAGUCACCAACCUGUUGAUGCUCAAAGGCAAAAACCAGGCGUUUAUCGAGAUGGCUUCUGAGGAGGCCGCGAUCACCAUGGUGAACUACUAUGCUGCCGCCACGCCGCACGUCAGGAACCAGCCGGUCUACAUCCAGUACAGCAACCACAGGGAACUCAAGACAGACAACCUGCCCAACCAGGGGCGUGCUCAGGCAGCGCUGCAGGCGGUCAAUGCAAUGCAUGCUGGGGGUGUGGGCGUGUCCUCCAUGUCCGGCUCCGCCUCCUCAGCUGAUGGGGGCCUGAUGCCUGGCCAGAGCCCUGUGCUGAGGAUUAUAGUGGAGAAUCUCUUCUACCCAGUAUCACUAGAGGUCUUACACCAGAUCUUCUCCAAGUUCGGCACGGUGUUGAAGAUCAUCACCUUCACCAAGAACAACCAGUUCCAGGCUCUCCUGCAGUACGCAGACCCUCUGCACGCACAUCACGCCAAAGUGACUCUGGAUGGCCAGAACAUCUAUAACGCUUGCUGCACGUUAAGAGUGGAGUUCUCCAAGCUGGCGAGCCUCAACGUCAAAUACAACAACGACAAGAGCAGAGACUUCACACGACUAGACCUGCCCUCAGGAGACACCGGACAACACACACUAGACCCCACCGUCGCCGCCUUCGGUGCUCCUGGGAUCAUAUCGUCUCCGUAUGCCGGAGCUGCAGGAUUCGCACCCAUCAGCUUCCCACAAGCAGGCCUGUCUAUGCCUGCGAUGCCCGGUCAUCUGGGUCCCCUGGCCAUCCCCUCCUCAGCGGUAGCAGGCCGCCUCCCCCUCCACAUGGCUCCGCCCACCCUGCACUCCGUACUCCUGGUGUCCAACCUCAACCCCGACAGUAUAUCACCUCAUGGCCUCUUCAUCCUCUUUGGUGUGUAUGGUGACGUCCACAGAGUGAAGAUCCUCUUCAAUAAGAAGGAGAACGCCCUGAUACAGAUGGCAGAUGCUACUCAGGCACAACUGGCUAUGAGCCACCUGAAUGGCCAGCGUGUUUAUGGGAAGGUGAUGCGGGUCACAGUCUCCAAACACCAGACAGUCCAACUACCCAGAGAAGGACAAGAGGACCAGGGCUUGACUAAGGACUUUAGCUCCUCCCCUCUGCAUCGCUUCAAGAAGCCCGGAUCCAAAAACUUCCAGAACAUCUUCCCCCCCUCCGCCACACUGCACCUGUCUAAUAUACCGCCCUCCAUAACAGAUGACAUCCUGAAGGAUCUCUUCAGCUCCACCGGAUACUCAGUCAAGGCCUUCAAGUUCUUCCAGAAGGACCGCAAGAUGGCGCUGAUCCAGCUGGGCUCGGUAGAGGAGGCCAUUCAGGCCCUGAUCCAGCUGCACAACCACGACCUGGGGGAGAACCACCACCUGAGGGUCUCCUUCUCCAAAUCAACCAUCUAAUACCCUCUACCCUCUACCCCCUCGACCACCACCUUCUACCCCUACACCACCACGACCUGGGGGACAACCAUCACCUGAGGGUCUCCUUCUCCAAAUCAACCAUCAGACCAUCACCCUGGCAACCACCACCCUGGCAACCAUAACCCUGGCAACCACCUUAAACCACCCUUACCCUACACCACCAUGACCUGGGAGACAACCACCACCUCAGGGUGUCAUUCUCCAAAUCCACCAUCUGACCAUUACCCUGGCAACCAUCACCCUAGCAACUUCACCAUAAACCACCUGCUGGAGAACCAUGAGCUGCGAGUCUCCUCCUCCAAAUCAGCUGUUUAAAAGACCCCUCUCCUCUUCUCUCCUCUCACAUCCCCCCAUCUCCUCUCCUUUCGUCUCCUCUCCCCUACUCUCCUCUCACGUCCCUCCAUCUCCUUUCCUCUCCUCUCCCCUACUCUCCUUUCCUCUCCUCUCCUCUAUUCCCCUCUCCUCUCCUCUCCUCUAUUCCCCUCUCCUCUCCUCU